AUGAAUACAAUUGUUCUUAAAUUAUUUCGCUUAGCUAAGAUGGGAUAGAAGGAAGAAUUCUUAUCUCUUGUGUAAAAUAAAGGAAUUAUGAAUAAAUUAUAAUAUUUAAAUGGAAAGGAAUUAUCUAUGAUAAUAUAUGGCUAUUCAAAAUUGAAUUUGAUGAAUUAAGAAAAUCAACAUGAAUUUGAAUAAAUAUAUUUAAAUAGCAUUAAAAAGUUAAAUGUUCAUGAUCAUGUAAUGUGUGGAUGGUCUCUAAAAAAUACUUAAAAUAAAGAUGUAUCAAAUGCUUUAAUUUAAUCAUUUCAUUAAAAUUGGGAAAAUAUUAAACAAAUGCAAUAAAAUAAAGCCAAUAUAGGUUUAAUUGCUUAUUUAUCUGCAAAUGAAAAAAAUCCUGACGAUCCAAUUUGGAAAUAAAUAGAAGAUGUUUUUUAUGAAACAAUGGAAUUUUAAGAUUAAAAAAAUUUUAUGAUUAUACUCUAUGCUUUCUCUAAAGUUUAACCAAAAAGUGAUUCUAUUUGGAUUUCACUUGAGAAAUAUAUUUGGGGCUAAGGAUUUGAUUAAUUUUCUAGAAGAAACUAGGUUCUUAUGGUUUAUUCAUUUGCUAAAGUUGGUAAAGGUUCUAUGUAAUUUUGGGAAGUAGCAACAAAAUAAAUCCCAAACCUUAAAUUUAAAUUUUCAGAUGAUAUUUCAUUUUGUAUUUGGGCAUUUGCUAAAAUGAACAUUAAUAAUUUAUAAUUCUGGGAGAAGAUGAUUAAUAAAUAGCUUUAGAUUUGGGAUAAGGUAUCUUUAGCAGAUAUUGAAAAUACAACAUGGGCCUUAGAAAAAGUUUAAUUAACUAAUCCUGAUAUUUGGAAUUAAAUUCUAUAACAAUAAGUAUCAGAACAUCAGUCUAUUUCAUUGAAAUAUAAUGAAUUUGAUGAAGUUUUAACAAUUGGUAAGAGAUUACAUAAUUUGAAAAUGGAUUAAAGCCCAUUAUUUUUAUCUUUACAAAAAAAAAUCAAUGGAAUGUUAUCUUAGAAUAAAGUAAACUUUUAAUCUUUGCAUAGACUGCAUUUUUUGUCAGUUUUUAUUGAGAAAGACAAUACUAUAUGUAAUGAAAGUUUAAUCUAAUAAAUAAUUAAUAGUUUUAGUCAAAAUUAAACAUAUAAUUCCAAUCUAAAUUUAUUAAAUAGCUUAACAUUGCUUUUGUAGGAUGAAACUUUGGCUAAAUUUAAUUUAAAUAAUAAAUUCAAAGAGGUUAUCAAUAAGAGUUUUACAAAUAUUAAAUUUAUUGAUUUCAAAUCAAGUAUUGAUUAAGAAAAGUAUUUUUGGAUAGGAUCUUAUUUACUUCAGUAUUAAGAGAAUGAUAUUUUACCAUUAUUAACAUCUGAAUAAAUAUAUGAAAAAGUAGAGAAUAAUAUAUCUCAUUUAUGUAGUUUGAUUAAGAUUUUAUCUAAACAUGAUAAUGCUGCACCAUUUUUUAAUAGAUUAAGAAUGUAUGAACACACAAAACCUGAUGUUUUUAUUAGUUUAUUUUACAAUAUGAUCCAUAAAUAUGGAUAUUUAAUACCAUAAGAAAAGUAUAAGAAACUUAGAAAUAUGUUAAAAUCUAUUAGUCAAACAAAAGAUAAAAUGGAAAUUUAGAAUAAAUUUAUUGAUUUUAUUUUAAUUAAGAAUAAUAAUAUUAUUGAAGAAAUAAAUGCAUUACUAAAGAUAUAGAUUUAAGAUUACUUAAAAUAAUAUAAUAAUGAUUAUGAAGUAAAUAUUCUAUAAAAUAUUAAUUAGGUAGAUUUAUAGAAAAUAUUACAAGAAUAAGUAAGUAAAUAAAGAUUAGAAUUCUAACAGUAGAUUGAUUUGAAAAAUCAUUAAUUUAUAGAUAUUGUAAAUAUUGAUAUUCAAGGUUAAAUUGAGGAAAAUACAACAUAAUGA
Messenger RNA from Paramecium pentaurelia, 1908 nucleotides. The record is from the annotation of a GenBank genome assembly. Lineage: Eukaryota; Ciliophora; Oligohymenophorea; Peniculida; Parameciidae.